Gigantopelta aegis is the source of this 792-nucleotide messenger RNA. Its product is annotated as group XIIA secretory phospholipase A2-like. NCBI's taxonomy places the organism in Eukaryota, Metazoa, Mollusca, Gastropoda, Neomphalida, Peltospiridae. Bases 79 to 633 code for a protein of 184 amino acids. Gene Ontology annotation, biological process: lipid catabolic process; arachidonate secretion; phospholipid metabolic process. The record is from RefSeq and is a predicted model, not a curated record. Gene Ontology annotation, cellular component: extracellular region. Gene Ontology annotation, molecular function: A2-type glycerophospholipase activity; calcium ion binding. The transcript has 4 exons.
UCACUCAUGUUUGGUUCCGGCUUUGAAGUUAUGUAUUCGAUACAUCUGUACUAGGAUAUUGCACGGUUCAGUUUAACGAUGAAAGCAACGUAUUAUAUGGACCUAUUUGUUUCAGUCUAUCUCAUAAAUAAUUUCGUCGCUUGUGAUGCGGAAAACAAUAACAAACGCGAUAACUGGACUUCGGGGUUUGAUAAUUUAUUACAGGGACUGAGCAAUGUGGCCGAUUUAAUUCUAGAUUUCACCGGAGAAGCAGACGGCUGUAGAUACAGGUGUAAAAAUGGUGCACAGCCAUCUCCAAAUCCUAGACACACAAAGUCUUACAAUGGAUGCGGCUCGCAUGGGUUCAUGGUGGAUACGUCACUGGUGCCAGAUAUGACGCGGUGCUGUAAUUUGCACGACAUAUGCUACGACACCUGUAAUAAGAACAAAGAGAAAUGUGAUAAAACCUUCUACAGGUGUCUCGAAGAUAGCUGUCAUAAAAUGAAACGCUCUCUUAGCAAGGACAUCGUUAAAGGAUGUAAAGCGACGGCAGGUCUGAUGUACACGGGGACCAUGGCCCUAGGAUGCAAGUCAUACAAGGAAGCCCAGAAAGAUGCGUGUGUUUGUGACAGAGGGAAACAUUUGGAGUUUUAAAACAUCGGCUGUGAUUAUUUUGUUACGCUAUUAUAUAUUUUGUACUUAAAUUAUUUGACGCUUUAGAUAGUUCAUGUCCUUUAGAUAGUUCAUGUUUAGAUAGUUCAUGUUGUUUGACGUCAUGUCAUGCUUGUCCGUCCAUUAAAUGUAAACAUUCAA